Aphidius gifuensis is the source of this 4462-nucleotide messenger RNA. RefSeq names its product probable serine/threonine-protein kinase DDB_G0278845. Bases 969 to 3026 code for a protein of 685 amino acids. NCBI's taxonomy places the organism in Eukaryota, Metazoa, Arthropoda, Insecta, Hymenoptera, Braconidae. The transcript is spliced from 6 exons. The record is from RefSeq and is a predicted model, not a curated record.
AUGCAGGUAAAUAUUUUCAUCUAUUUUACAUGUUUACAAAUAAAUAAAUAAUUUUUUCAAAAAAGUGUUACAUCAAUAAAAAUCCAACUUUCCAAUACGUAUCAAAUUUAUUUAUAAAUAAAAGUGAUUAUUAUUAACAACGUCAUUCGUGUCAUAUUGUUUUUUUUUUCUUUUUUUUUUUUCGUUAACACAUCACACUCAAGAGUCAAGUCAUCUAUGACUAAGGGGAAAUUCACAAUGAAAAAUCAUCAAGGUUACUCAGUUAUUUCUACAUAACUUAUUUUUUUGUUAACAACAAAAAAUAAUAAACAAAAUGAAAAACAAAGUCUAGAUAAUGAUUAUUUGAUGGGUGUUUGUGUGUCAAAGUGUAACUUGUUUUGCUUCCAUCAUUGUUUGACAGUUGGUUGUGUACUUGUGUGUUGUGAUGACCAUGAUUCUUAAACUCAAGGAUAUUGUUUAAUCGUGCAUCGCAUUAGUCAUAAAAGUUGCAUCACCUGCAUCAGUGUGUGUUGCUCAAUUUGGCCCUUCAGAUGUCAACAUGGGAAGGAGAUUUAAGUUUUCCUUCGAUGAGACCUGCAAUUUACAAAUUGACAACGCUUUCACCGCCCGGGUACCACUACCAAAGUCACACUAAAACUGAUGGAAAUAAAAUAAUAAUUAAUUAAAUAUAUUAAUUAUUAAAUACAAGGAAACUCUAACCAAAUAAACAAGUCAUAGAUUAUAUAUUAUAAAAACUAUAUUUCUUUUUGUUUUUUUUUUUUUUUCGUUUGUUUUCGUUUUUUUUUUGUUUUUGUUUUUUGGUUUUGACAUUAAAAAUUAAUUAAAAGUGGUGGUGGUUGGAGUUGAUAAUUUUAUACAAAAGGACAAAUAAUAUCUUAAAUAGAGACAAAAAGAGAGAUGAUUAUCCCCGAGUCAUUGGAGUCUACACGAGUUGUUAAUGGGUCCUGGUGUAUAAUUGACCAGUGGGAAUGAGGAAUCCGGGUUUGCGUAUUGUCGGCAUAUCGUCGACUCCUGGUGGAGGUGGUGUAUUUGGUAACCGGGCCGAGGAGGAGUUGCGCCUUUGGCUUGAGACACGCUUGGACGCAUUGGGCAUUGACCCAGUCGCGUACUCGCGUUUUGUACUCAGCCUGUUGCGCCGCCCCGACUCGGCCCUCUCAUCAGGAGCUGAAGAAUUUGAUAAUAAAUAUCGUACACAAGGAAGACGUUAUAAUCGUCAAUUCACCAGGACAAAUAUACACCCACAAGGUGAUAGGGAACAGAAACGUGCUGUCGUACAAUGUCUCACUAAUGCUGCUGAUCAGAAAUUUGGUAUUGAGACACUGGUCGAUGAGCUUUGUGCAAAACUAAGAGAUCUUGAAGGUGGUGAUAUUGAUGACAAUACUACAGUUGAUUGUCAUAAAAUUGAAGCUAAAAAAAAUAAUAAUUUUGAAAGCCUUACACCACGUGAUAGAGCACUUAGAUAUUACGCUGCGUUUCCAGCCCUUCAGCCAUCAACACCAAAAAAAAUCACCCAAAUAAAGGACAACAAAUAUAAUAGCAUCAAUAACUUGAAUAAUAAUAAAUAUAGAAACAACAACGGUUUAAACGGAAAAAAAUUUAAUAAAAACAUCAACGAUAAACAUAAUAAUAAUAGUAAUAAUAAUAUUAAUAAAAUUAAAAAUAAUAAAAUUAAUCAUAAGGAACGUCAGCUGAAAAAAACAAAAAUGUCUAUUCAAUCUAUUGAUACAAGAAAAUUAAAAGAUAAAGAAACAUUUGGCUUUGCAAAAUCAUUAGAACGUGAACGUGAAAAAGAACUUGAUGAUUUACGCUUGGCCCAAUUACAAGCAAAAUUUGAUGAAAGUUUAGAAGCACUAUGGGACAGUGGACCUGGUAAUUCAAAUGACAAGUCAUCAAUAUGGGCAGCACCAUCAUUAUCAAUACCAUCUGGACCACAUUGGCCAAUAUCAACAAAUGAAAUGUCAUUAAUACUACCAAUAACAAAUAUAACAUCAUCAACAAUAAUAAAUGCAACACCAAAAAAUGAAUAUAUUAUUGAUGAUUUAACAAUUAAAAAUUGGAAUAUUGAUUUAAUUGAUAUUGAUAAAUAUAAUGAUGAUGAUGAUAAUAAUACCAAUGACAAUGACAAUGACAAUGCUGAUGUUGAUGAUAAAAAAAUUAAUUAUAAUUUUAAUUGGUCAAAUAAUAUUGAUGAUACAACACCACCAUGGUGUUGGAAAAAUAUUAGUAAUAAUAUUAUUAAUAUUAAAAAUAGUCCAAAUAAAAAUAGUUGUUUUAUUCCAAUACCACCAAGUAAUAAUAAAAGUUCAUUUGAUAUUAUUAAUAAAAAAAUUAAAACAAAUGAUGUUGUUAAAACAGUUGAUAUGACGAUUGAUAAUAAUCAAGCUAUUAAAGAUAAAAAACAAGAUAAAAAAGAUGGUAAUGAUGAUGAAGAGGAAGAAGAUCUUUUAACAUCAACAAAAACACAUUUUCGACCAAUUAAAAAUGAUGGUAAAUGGGCUGAUGGUACGACAUUUCCAGUUAAUAAUAAUUUUGAACGUGUUGCAUAUAGACGAUCAAAUUCAAAUAAUUUAUUUUAUUUACCUGGUGGUGAAAGUCCAUAUAUGGAAUAUAAAGAUAAUAAAAUUUCAUCAGCAACAAAUGGAAAUAGCUUUACACUUAAAUUUCGUGUACGUCAAUGCGAUAAAUCAAUUCAAACAGAUCCAAUUCGUUCGUCAAGUAAAUUAAGAAUUUUAACAAAUGACAAUAAUCAUCAUUUUUAUUAUCCAUCAAUAAAGAAUAUUUUAAAAAAUCAUGUGGGUAAUGAUGAUGAUGAUGAUGAUGAUGAAGACGAUUAUAAUGAUGAAGAUGAUGAUGAUGUUGAAGAAGAUGAAGAAGAUGCUGCUGCUGUUAAAAAGAAGACGUCUUUUUUGAUUGAACCUUUUAGACAAACGCAGCCGAGCUUUUCAAUAGUCAGUGACAGAAAAAGAAGGCACAGUAGCAGUUUUAAAGGUCGCCCAUUCGUUGCAUUACGCCCAUCAACUCGAUAAAAUGGUUUGACAAAAGCUUUACAAUUCUGAGCCUAUCUUACUGGCAAAACCGGCCAUAUUAUUAUAAUUAUAUAGCUGUUAUUAUUUCGUGGGAUUAAAAGAUUAUAAAUUAAUUAAUUACACCAGUAGAAAAAAAAUAAUUUGUGCUAAAAUGCAUAUGACUAGGUAAAAGAAAAAAAAGUUAUAUACGAAAAACGAAAAAAAAAAAAUAUAUAUAUAUAAAAUAAAAAAAAAUAAAAAAAAGUGCAAUGUGUAUGAAAAGAAGGGGGUCCUCUUGGAAUGCGGAAUUUGUUAUGCAUUAAAACCAAGGAGGCACAGCUAGCCCCCUUAAUCAACAUAAAUUUUUAUUUAAAAAACAGUCAAAUUUUAAAGAAAAAAAUUUUAAAAAAAAUAAAACCAAGCGAUAUAUUUAAUUGCUAGAAAAAAAAAACAUAAGAUUAACAGAUUAUAUUAUUUAAUUAUUACAAAUUGUUUGAAAAAAAAAAAAAAGUAAUAAUAAUCUUAAAUUAAAUAAUUAAUAAUUAAAAAAAAAAUAAAUAAAUACCUUGUGCCUCGUUUUUAUGGUGAGGUCAAUUGGUACAAAUGGUUUUUUUUUUUUUCUUUUUUUUAUUUUCUCAGUUGACUAUUUAUAAUUUGUUUAUGGUAUUAAUGUUUUUUUUUUUUUUUUUUUUCGUUCAAAAAAAGCGAUGAAAAUCAAGUUGAAAAAAAAAAAAAAAAAAAAAAACGAACAAUGCAAUUCGUUAUUAAUGCUUGCGUGCGAGCUGUUGGAUUUUCAUUUUUUUUUUUUUUAAAUUAAUUUAUAAUUUUUUUUUUUUAAUUAUAUUUUCUUCUUCUCUUUAUGCCCGAUUUAAUUUUGAUUUUAUAAUUGACGACAAGCUGCGAAUAAACAGACAGAGAGAGAAUAAAUAUUUAGAGAAAAAAAGGAAGAGAAGAAGAAAAAAUAAAAGAGUUUUAUCAAAGUUUUUCAUGAUGUUCUCGUUGAAAUUGAACGAAGAAAAUAUUUGAAAAUAUCUAUAUGAAAAACGGUUUUAUUUGGAGAUAUAUUAUAUAUCUAUAAACGGGGCAAAAAACUUAUUUCGAUAAGGUCGAUUAAUCGCGUGUAAAAAAAAACUGAAAAAACAAAAAAAAAAAAAAUAAUAAUAAUUAUAAUUAAGAAAACAAUCGGAGUUAUUUUCCAUGUUUUCUAUUAUUAAUUUAUGUUAAUUAUAUUUGUCUCCCUAUUAAUUUAACUCCCUUAAAAAAAAAAUAAUAACCUGAUCAUUUUUACCCUUUCACAAUUUCCCAAAAUCAAAAGAAAAAAAAGAAAAAUAAAUUCUUGAAUAUAUGUUGAAAACGACGACGACGAAAAAAAAAAAAUAUAAUUUUAUCCAUUGACCCUUGAUUCCGUUGAUCCCUUAAUCCCAAAAUAAAAGUCAAAUGAAAAAAAAAAAAAAAAA